AAAAAAAAAAAAAGUACACGUUAAUUGAUCACGAGGGGAGCCAACAAAUUACAAAAUUCAGGCGGGAAAUUGAGCGAGGGGGCGGGAAUUAAAAAUGCCCAAUAACAUCAUUUUAAAAAAGAAACAAACCCCUCUCUUCCAUUGUUUUCACUCUUUCUCAAGCCAUUUUGCACACAAAAUUGAAAGCUAAAAUGGGAAGGAAAGGGAAGAAAACUAGGGUUUCUCGUCAGGAAGAAGAAGAAAUUGAAUCCGAAGUGGAUGAAGAGAUGGAAUCCGAAGUAGAAGAAGAGGAACAGCAAGAACAUAUGACUCAAUCCUCUGCAAACGAGAAGAGUCUCUACGAGGUUCUUGGUGUUGAGAAGGCAGCAUCUCAGCAGGAAAUAAAGAAAGCGUACUAUAAGUUGGCCUUGAGACUCCAUCCUGAUAAAAAUCCUGGUGAUGAGGAUGCCAAGGAGAAAUUUCAGCUAUUGCAAAAGGUGAUAUCAAUUCUUGGUGAUGAGGAAAAAAGGGCAGUCUAUGAUCAGACUGGCUGUGUUGAUGAUGCUGAUCUUGCAGGGGAUGUUGUUCAGAAUUUGAAGGAUUUUUUCAGAAAUUUUUACAAAAAGGUCACUGAAGCUGAUAUUGAAGAGUUUGAAGCAAAUUAUAGAGGAUCUGAUUCAGAGAAGAAGGAUUUGAUUGACCUCUAUAAGGAGUGGCAGGGUAACAUGAGCAGGCUCUUCUGCUCAAUGCUUUGCUCUGAUCCUAAGCUCGAUUCACACCGAUUCAAGGACAUUCUGGAUGAGGCAAUAUCUGCAGGGGAAGUGAAGAGAACCAAAGCUUACCAGAAAUGGGCAAAACGAAUAUCUGAAACAAAACCGCCCACCAACCCUUUAAAAAGGAGGGAGAAGUCCAAAAAGGAGCCAGAAGCAGAUCUAUUUGCAAUCAUAUCUGAGCGCCAGAGUAAGAGGAAGAACCAGGUGACUUCCUUUCUCUCGUCCCUGGAGUCCAAAUAUGGCGGGAGCAAUGCAAGUUCAGAACCUACUGAAGAAGAAUUUGAAGCAAUACAGAAGAAAAUGGAAAGCCGCCGUAAGGGCUCCAAGAAGUCGAAUCAAAAGUAACUUCAUCGCGACAGUGUUUUAAAGUAGAACUUGUUUUUGUACAAAUGUUUUUUACUGUGAGCCCUAGAUGCAAAUGUCUUUGUUCUAGUUAUUUCAAUGAAUGGGAUUGCCCGGUGUGUGCAUUAAGGGCCCAUCUUGAUAACA
Messenger RNA from Populus trichocarpa (black cottonwood), 1241 nucleotides. RefSeq names its product chaperone protein dnaJ 6. The transcript is spliced from 8 exons. The record is from RefSeq and is a predicted model, not a curated record. Bases 192 to 1097 code for a protein of 301 amino acids. Lineage: Eukaryota; Viridiplantae; Streptophyta; Magnoliopsida; Malpighiales; Salicaceae.